AGUCGCCAUGGUAACUUCUUUGACCCCCUCCAAACACAACACUUCUUUCUUAUUCAUACGGCAUUUAGUCACAUACAAAUGUGUCCCAUUAAACUAGACAAGAACACUAGCAAACAUAUUUAACCAUUAUCCCCUGAACAUUCAACUGGCUGAAGCACUGCUCGUGACAAGUCGCCAUGGUCCGCCUAACCAUGGACCUAAUUGCUAAAUCUCACAACCAUUUGAAGAAAAAGAGAAACUUCUCAGUUUCUCAGUUCCUCAAAAAACUAACUCACUUGAACUUUUCCAACAAAAAUAUAGAGGGCAUUGACGAUCUCUCCAUGUGCAGAAACCUCACAGUCCUCUACCUGUAUGACAACCAGAUCACCAGUAUCUGCAACCUAAACUUUGCCACCAACCUCACCCACCUGUACAUGCAGAACAACAACAUCACUCGCAUCGAGAACCUCUUCUCCCUGCAGAACCUCUCCAAACUGUAUCUGGGUGGGAACAGCAUCACGGUGGUGGAGGGUUUGGAGGAGCUUGGGGAGUUGAAGGAGCUGCAUGUCGAAGGCCAGAAACUUCCACUCGGAGAGAAGCUGCUCUUUGACCCCAGGACCCUCCUCUCCCUAGCUGAAUCUCUCAAUAUCUUGAAUAUUACCAAGAACAACAUUGAUGAAAUCAAGGACCUGGCAGUCCUAAAAAACCUCACUCAACUUUUUGCUGCUGACAAUAAAUUGAGCGAUACACAGGAAUUGGAGGAUGUGUGCAGCCAAUGGAUUCAGCUUCAUCAAAUGAAUCUGACUGGAAAUCCUGUCUGUCAGAAACCAAAGUAUAGAGACAGGCUGAUUACUGUGUGCAAAAGACUGGAGGAACUUGAUGGGAAGGAAAUUAACGAGUUGUCAAGGCAGUUCCUGAUUAACUGGAAAGCGUCAAAGGCCAAGAAAAAAAUUAAAGAUGAAAAAAUCAUUACCAGACAGAUCACUUUUCCCUUCAUAGAUGAUUUUAACGUGAGCGUCCAUCCUUCACACAACAACUCCUGGACCAAUGUACUGGGCAAGAGGAGGCCGUUAAAUUGCAUGAGACUCGGUGUUAUUAAAGUAUGCUCUGACCACUCACACAUGGCUCAUGGAACAUUAAGUGCGCACAGCAUAACGGUCCCUGUGAGCGCAGCACUACUUGGUGACAUGGCCGACUCUGCAGCCACUUGACUUGCCAGCUUUACUAAACACACUCAUAUACACACAGACAACUUCUUCAUGUCUGACCCAUGGACUUGACACACAUGGCCUGGAGACUGCCACUGCUGCCUCUGCACAUCAGAAUCUGACCUGCUCCCUUGAAACUCUUCUAAAAAAAUGUCUGAAAUUAUCGAUGCCUUUCACGUUUUUCUCCCUGUGUGCGUUUGUUUGUGUUUAGUCUCUCCUAACUGCCUGAUUUAGAAUUGACCAGUGUGGUGUUUGAUAUGGUAUUUCUUACAGUGCAAAUAAACAUAAUUUGCAUUAU
This is a messenger RNA of Osmerus eperlanus (European smelt), 1485 nucleotides long. It is a transcript of the gene ppp1r42, whose product is annotated as protein phosphatase 1, regulatory subunit 42. The transcript has 9 exons. The record is from RefSeq and is a predicted model, not a curated record. The coding region runs from base 177 to 1190 and encodes 337 amino acids. NCBI's taxonomy places the organism in Eukaryota, Metazoa, Chordata, Actinopteri, Osmeriformes, Osmeridae. Gene Ontology annotation, molecular function: protein binding.